AUGAUUGGUCGAUGCGUGAUGGUAAAGGGCGAUGAGGACGAGCGCAGCAAGGAACGCAGGUGCUUGACGCUUGAUGUCAUCAAGAUGCGCGUUGCAGAAAUGCCAGAGCGUCAAAUCUUGAUAAUUUUGAGCAUGACGGUGAUGCAAGGCAUUGACAAGCGGGCUGAAGAUCGAUCUUCGGCGAUCGAUAGCCGAAAUGCAGCUCUGGACUCGCGCAUCUAG
This is a messenger RNA of Penicillium psychrosexuale, 222 nucleotides long. RefSeq lists its product as uncharacterized. The record is from RefSeq and is a predicted model, not a curated record. The transcript has a single exon. Lineage: Eukaryota; Fungi; Ascomycota; Eurotiomycetes; Eurotiales; Aspergillaceae. Bases 1 to 222 code for a protein of 73 amino acids.